ACAGAACUCAUCGCAAUAUUUAUUGCAAUUAAACUCAGUGUCGAAAAAAAGGCGGAAGAGAUAAUUAUAUUAACGGACUCCAAGAGCGCAUGUUUAUCAUUUUUAAAAGAGAGCAACAAAAUAUAUGAAAAUAAAAUUAAAGAAAUAGUGGUCGCAAAUAAAAAUAUAAAAGUUACCAUACAAUGGAUCACUGGGCAUAUAAAUAUUAAAGGAAAUGAGAGAGCUGAUAAAGCAGCUAAGGAAGCAACGAAGGAUGGGAUAUGUAUUGAAUGUAGCUUAAAUAGAAAAGAGGUGGACAGAACAAGAAAAGAAUUCAUGUAGAAAAAAUGGACAAAUUUUUGAGAAAAAAAAUAGUGAAACUAAAGGAAAAUUCAACCAUGAAAUCAGACAGGGAAUAUUAGAAAAAAAAUUAUGGUUCAAAAAUAUAAAUUUAAGAAGUGAUCAAAUAAAAAUAAUACAAAAAGGAUUAGAAGUGGACAUUGCUGUGACAAGAAGUUUCUAAAACUAAUAAAAAAGAGGACACAGAAUUAUGCGAUAAGUGCGAAACAGUGGAAGAUAUAAAUCACAUAGUGAUCCAAUGCAGAAAAUUUAAUGAGAUAAGAGAAAACUAUAAGUGCAUUAAUAAUGAAAAGUGAGCAUAAAAAAUAUUCUUAAAAUAGCAAACGGAGAAACAUAUAAGGAGAUCUACAAAUAUAUCAAAGAAAUAAAAGUGAGCAUAUAAUAACUCAAAAACUGUGAUCGUAUAACAAUAAUAAGUGAUAUUAAAAAAAGUGAUAAAUAAAUAAGUGAUAAAUAAAUUAAAAAUAUAAAUAAAAUAAAAUAGUGAAAUCGAGUGAAGUCAGUGAAGUACAUGUAAUAACGGAAAGUUUUAAUUUGAACUAAGUGAACAAACAAAAGUGGCUAUUGUAUAUGAACCCGAGUGAGUCCGACAGCCUUACAUAAAAUAGAAGAAGAAGAAAGAGAACUAAAAACACGCUUUGCAUAUUGCACUAUGUCAGAUAACAAGGAUUUACUAGAAUUACAUACUGAAUUUAUCAUAAAAGAAGAAAUUGAAUCGAAAGAGCAUGAAUUGUGUCGUUUGUGCGUUAAAAAUUCUGUAGAGUAUUCAUCAAUAUUCUUUAAUGAUAUUCACAUAUCUCUCAAGACAAGCUUUGGAUUAGAGAUAGAAGAAACAGACAACUGGCCCAAAUUCAUUUGCCGACAAUGCUUGGAUACUACCUAUAUAUGCCUGGAAUUUAUCUCGACUAUACGGGAAAGCGAAUCCAAAUUGCAGAAUAUUUAUGGAGAUUUAAGAGAUAUCGACAGAAAACCUGAUUUUGAAAUAGUAGACAUAAAGACAUUGCCUGACUUAAAAGAUGAAUUGGGAAGUAAUGAGCCAAAAGAGGAGACUAAUUUAAGGAGAAAGUCUUUGAGAACUGUACAGAAAGACUCCUGCAUUAAAACAUCAUUAAGAAAGCAAGGACAACCUUCAGAAGAAAAUGUAGACAGUGACGGAGACUUAUCAUCCAUGCUUCACUCUCCUGAACAUCCGGCAUUUCCUUCUGUUCAGAACAAUACGAGUGAAGAUGAAGAAAGUGAAGAGGAGCGAACGAAAGUCAAUCCCAAGGAAUUGAAAAAAUCAGAAAAUAUAAAGAAAAUUGAAGAAUUCUUCAAGAUGGAUUGCAAUAUGUGUGACCAAUCGCAUGCGACAUUAGGAGAUUUACGAAGUCACUACCGUACAGUUCACAAGCGUACAGGAUAUGUGGUAUGUUGCAAUGUAAAGUUAAAAAGCCAAUCUAGGAUUUUGCAACAUCUUGAAUUUCAUAUGAACCCAGAUGCGUUCAAAUGUACUCAAUGCGCUAAGUCUUUUAAGAACAAAGUUGGUUUGGAAUUGCACACAGUAAAUAGUCACACUCCCAAAGACCAACACAAGUACAAAUGUCCUAAAUGUCCAAAAACUUUCAUGAGUUCUUUUCGCAUGAAUGCCCAUACCGCUGUACAUGCUACUGGAGAGGAUUAUAUUUGUCCUCACUGUAGUAAAGCAUUUCCUGCAAAGCUCAAUCUUUCCAAUCACAUUAGAAAUAUGCAUGAAGAAAAGACCUAUGAUGUAUGUGAGAUUUGUGCAAAGAAAUUCAAGUAUAAAUCUAUGUUCUUGCGCCAUCAGAAACUCCAUACUGGCGAGAAGGUUGAGAGGAAUCACUCAUGUCCAGUAUGUGGCAAUUCAUUUAGGUACAAAUGCCAUUUGGAAACUCACAUGGAACGUCACAAUGAUUCUGGCCAGGUGUUUCAGUGUCAUAUAUGCAGUAAGAUAUCUGCUAACAAAUCUGCAUUGCAGCAACAUAUAAAGUAUAAUCACAUUCGCGAAAAGAAGCAUAAAUGCAAUCUCUGUGAAAGUGCAUUUAAAACACCUUUGGGAUUGAGAGAGCACAUGGCAACUCAUACAUCUAAUCAAAUUCUCUACACUUGUCUGUUCUGUCCCAGGCAAUUUAACAGUAAGGCUAAUAAGUACGCCCAUCAGAAACGAAAGCAUCCUGCUAAGUAUGAGGAAAUGAAACAAAAGGAAAAAUCUCAAAAUUUUCGCAAUAAAAUGGAAUAAUUUCAGCAU
Messenger RNA from Phlebotomus papatasi, 2584 nucleotides. Its product is annotated as zinc finger protein 391-like. Gene Ontology annotation, molecular function: RNA polymerase II transcription regulatory region sequence-specific DNA binding; zinc ion binding; DNA-binding transcription factor activity, RNA polymerase II-specific. The record is from RefSeq and is a predicted model, not a curated record. The transcript has 2 exons. Gene Ontology annotation, biological process: regulation of transcription by RNA polymerase II. Gene Ontology annotation, cellular component: nucleus. NCBI's taxonomy places the organism in Eukaryota, Metazoa, Arthropoda, Insecta, Diptera, Psychodidae. The coding region runs from base 992 to 2575 and encodes 527 amino acids.